UCAAUCCGUUGAGACCGCACACCGAAGACAAGCUGAUCAACUUCUUUUCCGACACUCUUUGACGAAACUCAAACAAUGCCUCUGUCUCUGCGUCUCGCUCCAUCUCCUACGGCUUUAUCUCCGACAACCGGCGGAUUUAGUCCUGCGAAAAAGCAGUGUCGUAUCCCUUCUUACUCCGGCGUGGCGACGACGACGAGGAGGAUUGGUUUCUGCUCAUUGGAUUAUGUGAAAAGGGGAGACUCCUCUGUGGUGAGGUGUAGCUUAGAGACGGUGAAUGUCAGUGUUGGUCAAGUGACGGAAGUGGAUAAGGACACUUUCUGGCCCAUCGUUAAAGCCGCCGGUGAAAAGAUUGUGGUACUUGACAUGUACACUCAAUGGUGUGGUCCAUGUAAAGUGAUUGCUCCCAAGUACAAAGCUUUAUCAGAGAAGUAUGAGGACGUUGUGUUUCUUAAGCUUGACUGCAACCCUGAAAACAGGCCAUUGGCAAAGGAGCUAGGGAUAAGAGUGGUUCCAACUUUUAAAAUAUUGAAGGAUAACCAAGUGGUGAAGGAAGUUACGGGUGCCAAAUAUGAUGAUCUGGUUGCAGCCAUUGAAACAGCGAGGUCUGCUAGUUCUUCUGGAUGAGCCAAUCCCCAUUGUCCUUUACUUGUAAUAUGGCUGUAUCAAUGUAACAAAUUCUCUGCUUUUGUAUGUGUAAAUGUUUUCAAGCAAUAUGAUGAUCAAUAUAUUCCCAUAA
Molecule: messenger RNA, 736 nt
Organism: Brassica rapa (field mustard)
Lineage: Eukaryota; Viridiplantae; Streptophyta; Magnoliopsida; Brassicales; Brassicaceae
Product: thioredoxin F-type, chloroplastic
Source: RefSeq, a predicted model, not a curated record